This is a messenger RNA of Nipponia nippon (crested ibis), 757 nucleotides long. The record is from RefSeq and is a predicted model, not a curated record. Lineage: Eukaryota; Metazoa; Chordata; Aves; Pelecaniformes; Threskiornithidae.
GAUGCCAAACUGGGGAGGAGGAAAGAAGUGUGGCGUGUGCCAGAAGGCGGUGUACUUCGCCGAGGAGGUGCAAUGCGAGGGCAGCAGCUUCCACAAGUCCUGCUUCUUGUGCAUGGUCUGUAAGAAGAACUUGGACAGCACCACUGUGGCUGUGCAUGGAGAGGAGAUCUACUGCAAGUCCUGCUAUGGCAAGAAGUACGGCCCCAAGGGCUAUGGAUACGGGCAGGGAGCAGGGACCCUGAGCACUGACAAGGGCGAGUCUCUGGGAAUCAAAUAUGAAGAGGGCCAGCCCCACCGACCCACCAACCCUAACGCGUCCAGAAUGGCCCAGAAAGUCGGAGGAGCUGAUGGGUGCCCUCGCUGUGGUCAAGCGGUGUAUGCAGCCGAGAAGGUGAUUGGAGCUGGAAAGUCCUGGCACAAGUCCUGCUUCCGCUGUGCCAAGUGUGGCAAAAGCCUGGAGUCCACCACCCUGGCAGACAAAGAUGGGGAGAUCUACUGCAAAGGUUGCUACGCCAAGAACUUUGGUCCCAAGGGCUUUGGCUUUGGGCAAGGCGCUGGGGCGCUCGUCCACUCGCAGUGAGGCACCAGCAGCUGGGCUCUCUGCUCGCUCAGGGCUUGUCCAGACCAGCCUGUGCUGCUCAACCCUUCCCGCACCCGCAGUGAGCAUCCUCACCAUCAAUAACCACCCGCUGCUUCGCAGCACGAGCCCCUUCCUCCCUGCCCUGACCCAGCGCACCCCGAAGCUGUGGGAGUCCCA